AUGUCCAACCAGAACAUGUACCAAGCCAGCGACGGCAAGUGGUACCCAGUGCAGCACAUGCCCCAGGGUUACCAGCAGCAGCCUCAGUACGGCCAGCAGCCCCAGAUGCAGUACGGCCAGCAGCAGCAGCAGCCCAUCUACGUCCAGCAGCAGCCCCAGAGCAGUGGUGCUGGUGGUGCUGGAGCAGGUCUCGGCUGUCUCGCCGGUCUCUGCGCUGCAUGCCUCUGUGUCGACUGCCUGUUCUAA
Apiotrichum porosum is the source of this 246-nucleotide messenger RNA. RefSeq lists its product as uncharacterized. Lineage: Eukaryota; Fungi; Basidiomycota; Tremellomycetes; Trichosporonales; Trichosporonaceae. The transcript has 5 exons. The record is from RefSeq and is a predicted model, not a curated record. Bases 1 to 246 code for a protein of 81 amino acids.